AUUAUUGAUAUUAACAUAAAAAGAAAAGAGAGAGAGAAAAGAAUGAUCAAAUAUGUAGUAAACUUUGGUCGUGCAUAAAUAAAAAACACAAAAGAAAAAUUAUGUACAAUUCUAAUACUGGCAACGCUGAAUCAUGUAAAAAGGGGAAGGUAGCCAUCUUUAAAAUAGGCAACAUAUGUCACAUCCGUCUCUCUCGCGAUAUUUCGUGACGUAGUGGGGUUAUUGGUAAGACAAAAUAGGUUUCUUCAUGGCACCCAAGGAUUACAAUUGCAAUUGCGAAUUCCGUUAUUAAUUUACCGAAACUGGGGAAACAAAGGGGGAAAGUGAUAAAGCGGAGCAUCAAAGCACGCGAUAGUCAGGCGAAAUUUUCGCACUCGCACGUCUCGUUAAUGGCAGAGGAAAAUGUGUACGGCUAUAAUCCGACAGUCGGCGCCGAUGGGAACGACAGAGAAGAAGCUACAAGCAGGUUAAGGCUACGGGUACAAGCAGGACAUAAUUUAGCUAGGAAGGAUAUUUUUGGAGCUAGUGACCCAUACGUCCGUAUAGAGUUAAAUACUGUUAAUGGAAAUGAAAUUGUAGAUUCUGUACUUACAAAGACUAAAAGAAAAACUCUUAAUCCUAAAUGGGGAGAAGAAUUUAUAUUCAGAGUAAAACCACUCGAACAUAAACUUCUGCUACAAGUAUUUGAUGAGAAUAGAUUAACAAGAGAUGAUUUUCUUGGUAUGGUCGAAUUGACUUUGAAUAAUUUACCAAAAGAACAAGAAGGUAGAGUCAUUCCAAAUAAACAAUAUAUUCUGCGACCUCGAAAUACAAAUCAAAGGUCCAAGGUAAAAGGCACUUUAGAAAUAUAUCAUGCAUAUAUAUCAGAUACGAACGGUGCUAUUGACACUGGAGAAGGAGAUACAGUAUCCGAUUCUGGAGGGUGGGAACUUUUAGAUCAACCAACACCAACAUCAAACUUAACUCCAGAAGAACAGGGAUCCGAGACAAAUGGUCCAUUACCACCAGGAUGGGAAGAAAGACAAGAUGCUAAUGGACGAACGUAUUAUGUUAAUCAUAUAGCACGUUUUACACAAUGGGAACGGCCUACUGUAGCGAAUAUUAUGCCAAGUGGUGGCGUAACACAAGAACAACGAAAUUUAGACACUGCAACUACAGAGUUUCAAAGACGUUUUCAUAUUAGUGUAGAUGAUGCAGAGAGUAGACAAAGAACUUCUGGUAUCAGUAUCACACCGAGUGACGACAAUGUAGAUAGUCCAGCUGGUUCUAGGCGAUCAUCUGAACAGAUUCUAGCUGAAAGUCCAAAGCCUCUUAAUGGCGAAGGCUUGCCACCUGGUUGGAGCAUGCAGUUGGCUCCUAAUGGCCGGAUGUUCUUUAUUGAUCACAAUGAGCGAGCCACGACGUGGAUCGAUCCAAGAACGGGAAGGCCAAGCUCAAUACCUUGGCAUAAUGUGCCAUCUGCAACAAUCAGAAGUGAUAUCGAUCAAUUGGGACAAUUGCCUGAGGGCUGGGAGGAGCGGGUUCACACCGACGGCAGGAUCUUCUUCAUCGAUCACAAUACAAGAACAACUCAAUGGGAAGAUCCACGAAUGUCAAAUCCUCAAAUAGCUGGACCAGCUGUUCCAUACUCAAGAGAUUACAAGCGCAAAUACGAAUACUUAAAGUCGCAAUUAAGAAAACCAAACAACGUACCCAAUAAAUUCGAAAUAAAAGUUGGACGUAAUAAUAUUUUGGAGGAUUCGUAUCGAAUUAUUAGUUCUGUUAACAGGGUUGAAAUAUUGAAGACGAAAUUGUGGGUGGAGUUUGAAGGAGAAGUAGGCCUUGAUUAUGGUGGUCUUGCUCGUGAAUGGUUUUUCUUAUUGUCUAAAGAAAUGUUUAAUCCAUACUACGGUUUGUUUGAAUAUUCGGCUAUGGAUAAUUAUACUUUACAAAUUAAUCCAUUUUCGGGGGUGUGCAAUGAAGAGCAUUUGAAUUAUUUCAAAUUUAUUGGACGUUUACCAUGGGAAAUUGUUGGAUGUGAAAUAGAGAAAACUUUUUUCAUUCGACCUUUCUACAAAAUGAUGUUGAGUAAGACCAUUGAUUUAAAGGACAUGGAAAGUGUCGACUCGGAAUAUUAUAACUCUCUCCUCUGGAUUAAGGAGAACGAUCCGAGCGAGCUCGAGCUAACUUUCUGCGUUGACGAGGAGUCCUUUGGUCAUACGUCGCAACGCGAACUCAAAUCUAAUGGCGCCAACGUUCCGGUGACUAAUGACAACAAGGACGAGUAUAUAAGUCUAGUGAUCCAGUGGCGUUUUGUAUCGCGCGUCCAAGAACAAAUGAAUGCCUUCCUCGAGGGCUUCAACGCCCUCGUACCAUUAACCCUUGUCAAGAUCUUCGAUGAGAACGAACUGGAGCUUCUCAUGUGCGGUAUUCAGCACAUCGACGUCAAGGAUUGGAAGCAAAAUACCCUCUACAAGGGCGAUUAUCAUGCGAAUCACAUUACCGUUCAAUGGUUCUGGAGAGUCGUGUUAUCGUUCAACAAUGAGAUGCGCGCGAGACUGUUGCAGUUCGUUACGGGAACGUCGAGGGUACCGAUGAAUGGUUUUAAAGAGCUUUACGGCAGUAACGGACCGCAACUCUUUACUAUAGAGAAAUGGGGCACACCUGAUAAUUAUCCAAGGGCUCACACAUGUUUCAAUCGAAUUGAUCUGCCGCCUUAUGAAAGCUACCAGCAACUCAGGGAUAAACUCAUCAAGGCAAUCGAGGGUUCACAAGGAUUUGCUGGGGUGGAUUAGCGCGAAAUUCCUUUUUUCAUGAUGAUACCUGUAAUAUAAUGUAUAUAUGUAUACGUAUAUGCAGACUAGAUGCUACCAUUUUUCUAUACAUAUACAUCAUAUUAUUUUACGUAUAUUUCGUAAGAAAACGACGAAUUGGUAAUAUACAAUCUCAUUAUCGAUGAUUGAAAUUUGAAAAUUAGGAGGAAAACCACUUGCGAGGGCAAUAGUAUUAAAGAACAGAAUGAGCGAAAAGGAAAACAAUACGGAAGAAAUAGCAUCUUUUGAUUAAAAUUAGCAAAUGUUCUACAAAAUUCCGAGUCAUUUACGAUUUUUGAUGCAUUUACAAAUGAAGACUCGCAAAGCGUGAUAGGGGAAUCAUAUUUGACGAUUUAUGUCUAAGAAAACUCAAUCAUGGACUUAGAGUAUAUUUGAUAUACACAAUACGUUAUUCGCGAAUCACGGAGAUAUGUGAAAAAUAACUUGAAAAUAAUUUAUAUUAAUUAAUAAA
Messenger RNA from Ceratosolen solmsi marchali, 3264 nucleotides. It is a transcript of the gene Nedd4, whose product is annotated as E3 ubiquitin-protein ligase Nedd4. Gene Ontology annotation, biological process: regulation of dendrite morphogenesis; ubiquitin-dependent protein catabolic process; protein ubiquitination. NCBI's taxonomy places the organism in Eukaryota, Metazoa, Arthropoda, Insecta, Hymenoptera, Agaonidae. The transcript has 16 exons. Bases 390 to 2774 code for a protein of 794 amino acids. Gene Ontology annotation, molecular function: protein binding; sodium channel inhibitor activity; ubiquitin protein ligase activity. The record is from RefSeq and is a predicted model, not a curated record. Gene Ontology annotation, cellular component: cytoplasm.